Molecule: messenger RNA, 2531 nt
Organism: Pyrus x bretschneideri (Chinese white pear)
Lineage: Eukaryota; Viridiplantae; Streptophyta; Magnoliopsida; Rosales; Rosaceae
Product: tRNA nucleotidyltransferase cca2
Exons: 16
Coding region: 141-1868 (575 amino acids)
Biological process (GO): tRNA 3'-terminal CCA addition
Molecular function (GO): ATP:3'-cytidine-cytidine-tRNA adenylyltransferase activity; RNA binding
Source: RefSeq, a predicted model, not a curated record
CGGUUGAUUCAAGGGACAGAUGCUACCUGAUCAGACUACAGGUUUGGCACAGACAAUUGCCCACAUCGCAAUCGAACUCCAAACAAUGAAAUUAGCCCACCCGCCUCCAACGCUUUAAAUUAAGCUCUAAACUCCAAAGCAUGAGACUAGCUUUCAAAACCGCUUUCACCUGCUGCCACCCGAUCUUUCUUCCCGCGCUCCGUCGAACCUUCCACACCCGUAAUCUUCCCACCAAAACUCUAACCUUAGGGUUCGGGUUUUACCCUUGCAGAGCAAUCAUGGCGGUGCCGUCUCGCCCGCCCGUACAAGUCAGGGACAACGUCCAACUCAAUGAAACAGAGCAGAAAAUAUUUGACCGGCUACUCGGGACGCUCCGCCGUUUCGGCCUACAGAAUCAGCUUCGCGUUGCCGGCGGAUGGGUCCGCGAUAAGCUUCUGGGAAAGGAGUGCUAUGACAUUGAUAUUUCCUUGGACAACAUGUUGGGGAGUGAAUUUGUAGACAAGGUUCAAGACUAUGUGUUGCACGUCGGGGAAGAGGCUCAGGGAAUCGCUGUAAUUCCAUGCAAUCCUGAUCAAUCCAAACAUUUGGAAACCGCGAGGAUGCACAUACGUGAUAGGUGGAUUGAUUUUGUCAACUUAAGGUGUGAAGAGUAUUGUGAGAAUAGCCGCAUUCCUACCGUGCAUAAGUAUGGGACACCCGAAGAGGAUGCAUAUAGGAGGGAUUUAACUAUUAACAGCUUAUUCUACAAUUUAAAUACAAGCUCAAUUGAAGAUUAUACCAAAAGAGGAAUUGAAGAUCUUACAUCUGGUGUAAUAGUGACUCCUCUACCCUCAAAGGCCACAUUUAUGGAUGAUCUGCUUCGAGUUCUUAGAGCUAUCUGUUUCGGUGCAAGGUUUGGAUUCAUAUUAGAUGAAGAACUAAAGGAAGCAGCUGCCUGCGAUGAAGUGAAAGCUGCUCUUUCAGUUAAAAUUACCAGGGAGCGCAUUGGCACUGAAAUUGACCUAAUGAUCUCUGGGAAUCAACCUGUCCAAGCUUUGGCCUAUAUUAGUGAUUUGAAGUUAUUUUGGGUCGUCUUCAGUCUUCAUACGAAGCAUGAGCCUGAAGUAUCGGAAGGAUGGGACAGGCUUUGUGUUUCUUACUUGGUGGCAACAUGGAACCUCAUUCAAUUAAUUGGCCUGUCUAACUUUACUGAUAAACAAAGAAGGCUUUCUUUGUAUGCUGCUAUGUUCCUUCCACUUAGGAAGACCAUGUAUAAAGAUAACAGAGGAAAAAAGGUAUGGUUCCCUUGGUUUGAUUCCAUGGUGAACUACAUUUUCCGGGACUCCCUUAAGCGAAAAGCCAGUGAUGCUGAAACAGUUGUUAAUGUACACUUUGCCAUGGAAAAGUUUUUGUUUUUGAUUCCUUAUUUUGCAUCAAAUGAGGAUGCACGCGUUUCUGAUGUUAAUUGGGCAAGAGAAUCUGUUGAUGCACCUCUUACUUCAAAACCCUGGGUAUUAACAGGAUUUCUUCUACGAGAAAUUAAAGAUUUUUGGAGAGUUGCCUUGCUAAUGUCUACAUUGUUAUAUCCGCCCAACAUCGAUUGUACUGAAGAUCUUCUAAGUAAGAACUUUGAACUGGAAAGACGAAGAAGCUUAUUUAAAGCAGCUGAAGAUGCCAUAUUUAAACUAGGUCUUGCUAAAGUCUGGGAUGUAAAACCACUACUGAAUGGGAAGGAGAUUAUGAAUGUUUUGCAGCUCAAAACUGGAGGACCACUUGUGCGAGAAUGGCAACAAAAGAUACUUGCAUGGCAGCAUGCUCGCCCUUCAGGGACUGCAGAAGAAUGCCUCAACUGGAUGUGGAAAACACAUUGUUUAAAGAUGAUAGAUUGAUUGCUGAGAUCAAUAUCUGUAAAUUCGGAUCCCUGCAGUGAGUUAUAUCUGGUUCACCAUUUACAGAAGUGACCAUGCUCAAGAGUUUGCAAAAGCACCAGGACAUUCACCAAUGUUCACUGUAAUGCUACCCGUCAUAUUUUCUCCUUUCCGUCUUAUCGACAACAGGCUCUAGCUGCCGCUCUACUGCUACAAGAGUCAUGUUCGUAUCUCCCAGGUAUUGCUUCAAUUCUUCCAUCUCUCUAUAUGUUUUUGCAGAUGCACCGUCAGAAAUAUGAAAUGUCAUGUAUACGCUUUCAUCUAUAUCGUGAGCUGCCACUUUGGAAGCGUGUUCUACGGUCAAAACAGUUUCUUUUAGUUUGCUAUCAUGAGGGAGUUCAUAUGCCACUUCUUCCGAAAAUUGCCACGCUUUCUACAACCUCUGGAAGGUUUUCAACCUCUUCCAUAACCAUUUCUGCCUCUUUUGUUAUGACAUGAACACCCAAUUAAUAGUUUGUAUCAUAUUUCAUGACUUGAAAUAAAUUAGAUUGCCAAUGAUCAAAUGGUCUAGUAGCACUCCGCCUCUAUUUUUGUUGUAAGAGAGCUUGGGUUUCAAAUCCUAUGUAUAAACGUUAUAUAGAAUUUGGAUAAUAAAGAAACGAAUUGGACUUUUGCAUUAUCUUU